AUGAAAGAAGCCAAGUGGCUUGGGAUCUGUGAGACUAAACCAGAGCAUUUCAUCACCAGUUCAGAAGAUUUAAUUACACCUUCUGUGGGAAUACUUCUUGAGGUUACUUGCAGGCCACCUCGGAGUUCAUGGUGUCAGCUCAAAGCCUCCGUAUCUUUUGCUGAACCAUUUUUCUCUCAUUUUGAAAAUAUACCAAGGGAACUGGUUGAUGAAGUUCUGGAGGAACAGGAACUUUGUGUGACGCUAUCCUUUACAUUCUUCAGUGACUUCAUUUGGAGGGGCUGGGAUGAUGAUAAAAGUUGUGAGAAAUAGUCAGCUCUGGUUGAGGAAUGAUUCGCGCUGCAGCAGGUCACCAUAAAAAAAACCCACCUGGAAAUGUAUAAAAUCUUCUGUUUGGAACUGAUUCAUUAUCAAAGUAGUGUUAAAGAAGAACCAGCAGCUGGAGAAGCUGAUAAAUGCUGGAAAAAACGGCAGUGUGGGAGGAAAACUUGGAAUUCCAAACCCCAGCCCUGGCAUCUGCAAAGCUCUUUGCAAAAGCAACUGACUGCAGGAAAGAGAACAGGGCAGACGAUUUGCAAAAUGCUCUUAAAUUUGAAACUUUACUUUUGCUUUGUUUUCAGUUUGCUCAAAUGUAGGAAGCAGUGCUCACUUUUUCCUGUACGGGUGAAAGAUUUUUCUAGGGAUGCUCCAUUUCGGCAAGAUGAUAAUUUGAACGUGGCUUUAGAAAGUUGGUACAGUGGAGACCACGCAGUUGUUUUCCCAGGAGAACACGAGGCUGUAAACUCACCCCUGUUAACUAAAGCCAUUAUUAUUGGACCUUAGUGCUGUGUUCUCUUAUAAUUCACCUCUGCCUUUACGAACCAUAGCUCAGAAGCGGUCCUGAUUGAUGGUUCUUAGCAAACAGUAGGGAAAAGUACAUUUACCAGAGCUUUUAAUGGGAUU
Tyto alba (common barn owl) is the source of this 942-nucleotide messenger RNA. It is a transcript of the gene SHCBP1L, whose product is annotated as SHC binding and spindle associated 1 like. Lineage: Eukaryota; Metazoa; Chordata; Aves; Strigiformes; Tytonidae. The record is from RefSeq and is a predicted model, not a curated record.